AUGCUGUCUUCGUCGUCGCAGUCGAUCCACCGAGACGGACAGAUUUGGGGAUCCAGCUCUGCAAGAGUCCGAGAUGGAAAGAGCAGUGUCGGUGGAACGCUCCAGCCGAUCAAUCCACGAGCUCAUGCCACCGUGACUACCAUUCCAAACAACGAAGCCAGUCUGUACAUGGAUGACUUCUGUCUCGAUACUCCAUCAUUUGUGACGCUGGCCAGUGCAAUGAAGAUGCGAGUCUGUGAAGUAUUUUGGCGCCAGGUGCACGUACAACUCAUCUGCUCUAGCGAACUAUCAACGGAGCAAUUCAAGCAAUACUCAGCGGUCAUGUGUGUCCGCCGUCGUCGUGGAUGUCUUGGCAGCUCAGCACUUGCAAUUUCCCUAGAUCGACGCAUGCAUCCUGUGCGAAUGUUAUCGACAAAGGCGAAGGACUCACGAAAGUUAAUGAUCGGCAUCGAGUACGGUUGGCGAUCGAAGCGUGUGUGGUUCCGCGCACCCAACGCUGCAGUCUACGAGCAGUGGAACACUGUCAUUCGAGCUGCAUUACAUGGAAAUGGUGGAGGAUUCGACGAAGAAGAAUCCCUCGCCAAGUGGUUUGAGCGUAGCGGUGUUUCCAUGAUGGAGACCGCGACAACAAGCGGCUUUUGCAGCAUGGAACGCUUCAGCACCGACUCGUACGGACGAGGCUGUUCGGCCAGCUACAAGUCCGAUAUCCCCGACGACGAGUGGUGUGCAGGCGGGCGUGGUAGUAAAACCGAGGACGCAGGUAAUCCGGCUGAACGAAACCACUACAUCAACUCCUUAUCGUUGAUCUGUGCACGUUACCGAGGUACCAACCGUGAACACACCGACACGAUGAUCUGGAGGGGAAGACCCGCCUUCUCCUUCACCGGACCGGACAACAUGCGCUACGAAUCGUAGACAACGCUCCGUAACAAUUGCGUCAAUAUAUUUCCGUGAGUUUUGAGC
Molecule: messenger RNA, 963 nt
Organism: Phytophthora nicotianae INRA-310
Lineage: Eukaryota; Oomycota; Peronosporomycetes; Peronosporales; Peronosporaceae
Exons: 2
Coding region: 1-915 (304 amino acids)
Source: RefSeq, a predicted model, not a curated record